AUGGCUUCUCUGAGCAGAGCAUUUACCCUGCGCAACAAGCGCCCGGAGAUCUCGGGCCCGAUGCCCUACCGUGAAGGCCAGGUCAAGUUUUCGUCCGGCACCAUCCGUCGUGGCAAGAUCUCGGGGCCUGUGGAGCUGCUGUCGUCAACGAACAUGCUGGUCUAUACUGCCCCCGAUGUGGGCUCCGUGUCAUCGUCGUCGUCGACGUCCUCCUUCCGGUCGGGUGAUGAGACUUCGACGACCAGUCCGAUGACGUCUCCCCAUGCGUCGUCGACCGAGGUGUCGCCGAUUGGUCCCGAGCCCAACCACGUCUCGACUGCUGGCCUUCCCAAGAGAUCCGCGACCAUCACCACGACGCCUCGUUCGUCGACCUCCUCCUCCUCCGGGGGCGAGGCGCCGCCCAGCGUGCCCAAGCGCGCUCUGUCGCACACCAAGAAGUCGCAUCAGGAGCUCGCCCGGCAACGCUCCGUCUCGCGCAUGACGCCACCCCCGUCGUCCCUGAGCAAUCCCACAGCGACCAUCCGCCGCAGUCAAGAUUUCUUCCAGCCGCAGCCGGAGCAAUCCACCCACCCGUUCAGUCGGGAGCUGGACAAGGUGAACGAGGUGGCGGAGGACUUUGGCGCCUCGCGGGUCUUGGAAGAAGAGGAACAGAUUCUUCUGCGCAAGGGCCUGAAGAAGUUCUCCGUCGAGGAAUACCUGUCCGAGAUCGAAGAUCUGUACGGGGGUGUCUUUGAUGAUCAGCUGGGACCACCGGGUGGUGGUUCUUGGCUGUAG
Rasamsonia emersonii CBS 393.64 is the source of this 774-nucleotide messenger RNA. RefSeq lists its product as uncharacterized. The transcript has a single exon. Bases 1 to 774 code for a protein of 257 amino acids. NCBI's taxonomy places the organism in Eukaryota, Fungi, Ascomycota, Eurotiomycetes, Eurotiales, Trichocomaceae. The record is from RefSeq and is a predicted model, not a curated record.